AUGGAUUCAUCACCGGCGAACAGAGAGAGCGAAAACGGUGCACAAGGAAACGAGGUGGGAGAAGAUGACUACAUGGGUGACCUUUCUCAGUUUCUUCCUUCAGAUGCUUACGACCCUCCCAAUAUGUCUUCGUCCAGAAAGAUUUCCAGCAAGAAAGACCCUUCAGUCAACCCUUCAAAGAACCGGUUGAAAACUCUUAAUUGGCAAGAGCGGCGAAAACUUGAAAGAGACAGGAAGCAACAAGAAGAGGAUGAGCUAACAUUAGCAAAAGUUGAAGCUCCAAUACCACAAUCCAACAUUGGGUUUAAGCUUCUCAAACAGAUGGGUUAUACUCCAGGUUCUGCCCUUGGCAAGCAGGGUUCAGGCAGGGCUGAACCAGUGGGGAUUGAAAUUCGACGGUCACGAGCUGGUGUAGGAUUAGAAGAUCCCCACAAGGAGAAGAGGAAAAAGGAGGAAAUCAUGAUGGACAGGAAAAGGAGGAAAGAAGAGGACCUAAUGAAAGAAUUUGGGUCCAGGCAGAAGUCACAGUGGCAGAGUAAGAGAAUCAUAAUUAAUUAUAAUAAGGCAAAGGCUGCCCUUGACCAAUUGGAAAAUAGGGAAAUUGUGGAGCCACAAAAGAAUGAGGACGAUGCAGAGGAUGAAGAAGAAGAGGAGGAAGAAAUAACAGAAGAGGAACUGAACGAUGUUUUGAUGAGACUGAGGGAUGAAUUUAAUUAUUGCCUAUUUUGUGGAUGCCAAUACGAAUCAAGUGAUGCCCUUCUGACCAACUGCCCAGGAACCAAUGAAGAUGAUCACUAA
This is a messenger RNA of Sphenostylis stenocarpa, 798 nucleotides long. The record is from the annotation of a GenBank genome assembly. NCBI's taxonomy places the organism in Eukaryota, Viridiplantae, Streptophyta, Magnoliopsida, Fabales, Fabaceae.